Messenger RNA from Morus notabilis, 811 nucleotides. RefSeq lists its product as uncharacterized. NCBI's taxonomy places the organism in Eukaryota, Viridiplantae, Streptophyta, Magnoliopsida, Rosales, Moraceae. The record is from RefSeq and is a predicted model, not a curated record. The coding region runs from base 120 to 779 and encodes 219 amino acids. The transcript has a single exon.
UAUUAUUCAAAAAAGUACGAUCUAACUCAUGAAGAAAACUACAGAAACCAUUAAUAAUCAAUCCGAAGCCCUCUGAAAAACUCCAAAAACGAGAGCCGAACCUCAAAUUCAUCAAAACAAUGGCAGAAACCAACGGCUCGUUAGUUUUACAACAAAAAAUCCACCAUCCGAAUCCGGCUCUUCAAUCUCUUCUCCAUUCUCUCGACCCAAUUUCUCUUCUCCUUUCGCAGAACUCAAAAGAACAACCCGUACAAUUCAGACUCACAACAGAGAGCUUUAUCAUGCAGAGAGGUCCACGCUACAGAGCCUACGCUGAGCUCAGAGAAUCAAAGCUCCGAAUGAAGAACUCCGGACCCCACGAACAAGAAGAAGAAGAAUUGAAGCUGACUUUGACGCCGCCAUUGAAGAAACAGGUCAAGUUUCAGAGCAACUUGGAGAUCAAACGGAAACCGUCUUCUACUUCCUUGUAUUCGUCGUCUGUUGUGGCUCAGUCGGUGCCUGACUUCUCUUCUGUUCUGAGGAAAGAGAAUCGGAAGCCGCCGACGACGAUGACGACUCCGCCGGCGAAGAGCUUGUCGAAAUCGAAGUCUCUGUCGAAUUCGAGAGGGAGUAAGUCUGCGAAUGCGGGGGAAAAUAAGAGGAGUUUGGUGAUGGCCAGGAAGAGCUACGCAAGUCUUGAGGAGUUGAAGGGCUUUUCUUUGGCGGCGGCCAAUGCCAUUAAUGGUGGUGACAACAAGAGAGGAGGAGGGAGAAGAGUCUUGGGUUAUAGAGCGAUUUGAGUGUUUUUUUUUUUUUUUUUUUAUUUGUUUUC